Synchiropus splendidus (mandarinfish) is the source of this 1351-nucleotide messenger RNA. RefSeq names its product galactose mutarotase (gene galm). Gene Ontology annotation, molecular function: carbohydrate binding; aldose 1-epimerase activity. The record is from RefSeq and is a predicted model, not a curated record. The coding region runs from base 207 to 1241 and encodes 344 amino acids. The transcript is spliced from 9 exons. Gene Ontology annotation, biological process: glucose metabolic process; beta-D-galactose catabolic process via UDP-galactose, Leloir pathway. NCBI's taxonomy places the organism in Eukaryota, Metazoa, Chordata, Actinopteri, Syngnathiformes, Callionymidae.
ACGAUUCUCAAGUCGGGAUUUUUUUCGCGUAUGAACAUGAGACGAAGUGUGAUUUUUAGUGUGAUUUAGUGUGUUUAGUGUGAACUUUAAAAGAGGGAGCAAGAUUUUAGUGUUGUGUUUACACGCGUGUGUGUGGAUGUUUUCAUGAGAGGAGGAUAGAAAGAAGAAAUGUUCAGCACCUCAGACACUGCUGACCGUAGGAAGAGAUGACUCAAGUGAGCAGCGAGUCGUGGGGCCAGGUUGCUGGCCAGGGGCCGGUGGACCUCUGGAGACUCCAGUCCUCCCAGCUACAAGUGGAGCUGCUGACUCUUGGAGCCAUCAUCCGCUCAGUGCGCUGCAGGAGCAGCAGCGGUCACAUGGAGGAUGUGGUCCUAGGAUUCGACCACCUGGAGGGUUACGUGUCAGAUCGGAGGUUGUUCGGUGCCGUGGUGGGCCGUGUGACCAACAGGAUCGCACGAGGACGGUUCAUGGUGGAUGGAACAGAGUACCAGCUGGACCUCAACAGUGGCCCCAAUGCUAUACAUGGAGGUCUGCAUGGCUUCAACAAGGCGAUCUGGCGAGCCUCCGCAGUGGAUGGUGGAGUCCAGCUGAGUCACGUAAGUCCUGAUGGAGAUCAGCGAUACCCCGGAGAGGUCCAGGUGUCGGUGACCUACCUGCUGCAGGGGGAAACCCUCUCUGUGGAGUUCCACGCCCGCUCCAGCCGUACCACUCCCAUCAACCUGACCAACCACUCCUACGUCAACCUGGCGGGGCCGGACGCUGUGGACAUCUAUGACCACCAGGUGGCGGUGUACGCCGAUUCCUACCUGCCAGUAGAUGAAACCUCAGUCCCAACAGGUGAGAUAAGGUCUGUGCAGGACUCGCCCUUUGACCUCAGGAAGCCAGUGGCCAUCGGCUCUCAGAUGAAGAAACUUCCUGGCUCAGGAUUUGAUCACAACUUCUGUCUGUGUUCUCCUGGUGACCCCUGGAGCGAGAGAGUGGUUGCUCGGGUGAGUCAUCCUGCCAGUGGGCGUGUCCUUCAGGUGACGACCACCCAGCCUGGACUGCAGCUCUACACGGCCAACGUUCUAGAUGGAUCUGUGGUUGGGAAGUGUGGCCGUGGAUAUGGCAAGCACAGUGCCAUCUGUCUAGAGACCCAGAACUGGCCCGAUGCUGUCAACCAGGCAUCAUUUCCUGACACUCUGCUCCGUCCUGGCGAAGAAUACCAUCACGUGACUCGCUACACCUUCACUACCAUGUGACCCGGUGCACCUGCUGUGUGAAUGCUGACUCCCGGACCAACCUUUCUGAUCUGAGACGGAAACUACAUGAAGACACUUUUGAGAUGGAAAAUAAACCUAUUCUCCUGUGU